AUGGAAGACAUCCAGCCCACCGCCACCGCCAUAUCCUCCCCGCUAUUCCGCCUACCAGGAGAGCUCAGAAACGUAAUCUACGAACAGGUCCUAGAAGAAGACAGCCACUUCUGCAUUCACGACAUGCUGCACGAAUGCUACAUCCGCUCGCAGCUCAAAGUCCCGCCUCUUCUGCACGUCUGCCACCAAAUCCGCAAGGAGACGGCGAGUAUCUGGUUCUCGGAAACCAUCUUUCAGUAUCACAACCUACCUCAGCUCGAGCGCUGGCUGAAAGCGCUGCUACCUCCUCAUCGUGAUCUCAUCCGGACUAUUCGGAAAUGGCAUCCUCUUUUCUCUUUGAUAGGCUUGGAGCGUGAGAUGCUCGACGCUCGGGAGAUGUUCGCGAAGCUGGGAAUGGUGAAUGCGGCUCAAGUGAUGGUGGUUGGGUGUAUGAGGGAUGAGAAUGGAGUUGUGAGAUCUAGUCAGUCCGCGAGGUGGUUUCGUGGGCCGGGUCAGAUCAUGAGCGAAGGGCCUGUGGAAUGCGCCUUGUCGAGUGUGAAGGCUUUGGCGUGA
Zasmidium cellare ATCC 36951 is the source of this 552-nucleotide messenger RNA. RefSeq lists its product as uncharacterized. Lineage: Eukaryota; Fungi; Ascomycota; Dothideomycetes; Mycosphaerellales; Mycosphaerellaceae. The transcript has a single exon. The record is from RefSeq and is a predicted model, not a curated record. The coding region runs from base 1 to 552 and encodes 183 amino acids.